Messenger RNA from Saccharomyces paradoxus, 1155 nucleotides. It is a transcript of the gene ARC40, whose product is annotated as Arc40p. The coding region runs from base 1 to 1155 and encodes 384 amino acids. The transcript has a single exon. Gene Ontology annotation, cellular component: Arp2/3 protein complex; actin cytoskeleton. NCBI's taxonomy places the organism in Eukaryota, Fungi, Ascomycota, Saccharomycetes, Saccharomycetales, Saccharomycetaceae. Gene Ontology annotation, biological process: Arp2/3 complex-mediated actin nucleation. Gene Ontology annotation, molecular function: actin filament binding. The record is from RefSeq and is a predicted model, not a curated record.
AUGUCUUUUUCCAAUUCUAAAGACAAGUCUGUUGUUGCCGUCUAUAAAUUGGUCAAGGCGCCAAUUUAUUCCCAUUGCUUUUCUCAAGAUAAAUCUGUUUUAGCCGUUACGUGCGAAACAGAUUGUCUUGUGUAUAGAGUUUCAAACAACUCCUCUCCAGUUUUAUUCGCCACCUUGAAAGAUCAUGAUAAAACUAUUACCGCUGUGGACAUUUCGAUACAUGGCCGUAUUGUUACUUGCUCCCAAGACCGUAAUGCUUACGUUUGGGAGCCAUUGAGUGAUGGGACAUACAAGCCCACUUUAGUGCUUCUACGUAUUAACAGAGCAGCUACUUCAGUUACAUGGGCACCAAACGGUUAUAAGUUUGCGGUUGGGUCCAGUGCUAGAAUAAUUGCCGUUUGUUAUUACGAGCACGAGAAUAAUUGGUGGGUAUCCAAGCACAUCAAGAAACCCAUCAAAUCUACUAUCAAUUGCCUGUCUUGGCACUCCAAUGGAGUGCUAUUAGCUGCUGGUGGUACUGAUGGGUUUAUGCGUGUUUUCAGUGGGUUCAUCAAGGGUUUGGAUUCCAAGGAAUCCGUCGCCGGAUCACCCUGGGGCCAGAAAUUCCCUUUUGGUUGUUUGAUCAGGGAAUGGUAUCAGGGUUCUUAUAUCCAUGAUGUUGAAUGGAGAAGUCAAAUGGAAAGAAUUGCUUAUGUAGCGCAUGAUGGUACUUUGAAUGUUGUCGAUUACCAAUCUCCAGUGCAAUGUGUCAAUGCUCCGGAGGGGUUACCAUACAGAUCACUAGUGUGGAUCAACGACCACGAGAUUAUUUGCGGGGGGUACUCUUGUCAUCCGGUAUUAUUCAGCGAAGCCUCUGAAGGCUGGAAAUUUGCGAAGAACCUAGAUAAAUCUGACAAUGGCAAGUCUUCAACCUUGACCGGAUCAGGCAACACUAACGAGCUAAGUGGUAAUGAUGAUGAAGGUUCAACUUUUGGUAUUUCCGCAUUGAGGAAGUUCAAAGAAUUAGACUUAAAGGGUAAAGUUAGCACAGAUGUCCAAGAAAGCGCACAUGAAAAUGCCAUUGUGGAACUAAGACCUUUCGCAGUAUCCAACGGCCAAAUCACUCAAGUUUCCUCUUGUGGACUAGAUGGUAAGAUUGUCAUUUAUACAAUUUAA